AGCAGCAGCAGCAGCAGCAGCACCAUCCUAGCUACAAGCCCCAGCAGCAGCAGCAGCAGCAGCAGCAACAUCCUAGCUACAAGCCCCAGCAGCAGCAGCAGCAGCACUACGACCAGCCCCAGCAGCAGCAGCAGCAGCAACAUCCUAGCUACAAGCCCCAGCAGCAGCAGCAGCAACAUCCUAGCUACAAGCCCCAGCAGCAGCAGCAGCACUACGAGCAGCAACAGCCCCAGCAGCAGCAGCAGCAGCAUCCUAGCGACAAGCCCCAGCAGCAGCAGCAACAUCCUAGCUACAAGCCCCAGCAGCAGCAGCAGCAGCAGCCUUCUAGCUACAAGCCACAGGAGCCUAGCUACGAGCAGCAGCAGCAGCAGCAGCAGCAGCAUCCUAGCUACAAGCCCCAGCAGCAGCUCCAGCAGCAACAUCCUAGCUACAAGCCCCAGCAGCAGCAGCAGCAGCAGCAACAUCCUAGCUACAAGCCCCAGCAGCAGCAGCAGCAACAUCCUAGCUACAAGCCCCAGCAGCCGCAGCAGCAGCAGCAGCAACAUCCUAGCUACAAGCCCCAGCAGCAGCAACAACAUCCUAGCUACAAGCCCCAGCCCC
This is a messenger RNA of Gadus morhua (Atlantic cod), 600 nucleotides long. RefSeq lists its product as uncharacterized. Lineage: Eukaryota; Metazoa; Chordata; Actinopteri; Gadiformes; Gadidae. The annotation marks the transcript as partial. The transcript is spliced from 3 exons. The record is from RefSeq and is a predicted model, not a curated record.